Molecule: messenger RNA, 645 nt
Organism: Cuscuta campestris
Lineage: Eukaryota; Viridiplantae; Streptophyta; Magnoliopsida; Solanales; Convolvulaceae
Source: the annotation of a GenBank genome assembly
CAAUCCUUGAGAACAAUGAUGAAGCUUGUGUCUCAUGAGUUGUGUGCUCACAGAGGCAACACAACCAGGCCUUUUUUGUUUGCACAAAUGAGCGCUUUCUUUCACAGUGGCUAGACUCGUUACUCGCCCAAAAGUUUUUUUGGAGUGGAGGAUUUUGCAGAUUAUGACAAUAGCCGACCAUGCACGUACCAAAAGGGAAAAAAGUCAAAGAACCCACACAAGCAUGUUUCCUUCAAGCAAAGAACUGGGCCUUUCAUAGAGCCCUUCAUGCUUGACGUCUUCAUUUCAGCGCGAUAUGUUUCAGCUAGCAUCAAUCACACACAGAGUGACUUGCAUGCAGGUUGCAGUCGCGGGCACAAACUCAAAGGACAUAAAGGCUAUGCUGAAAUCAAGGUGUGACAUACCCGCAUGCUUGGCUGUUGGUCGGAUUUUGGCGGACAGAGCGAGAGAGGCUGAUGUGUACACCACUGCUUACACUCCCAGGGAUAGUGACAAGUUCGAAGGUAAAGUAAGAGCUGUGGUUCAGUCCCUCAUUGAAAGUGGCAUUGAUGUCAAUGUUUAUCUUGACUGAGACAGAUUUGAGGCGCGUUUGCCUCUCAUUUAUGGGAGUUUUUCGACAUUCAGAAGUAAACCUUCUUUUGUUUA